Molecule: messenger RNA, 7915 nt
Organism: Lepus europaeus (European hare)
Lineage: Eukaryota; Metazoa; Chordata; Mammalia; Lagomorpha; Leporidae
Gene: MYO10
Product: myosin X
Exons: 41
Coding region: 351-6506 (2051 amino acids)
Biological process (GO): signal transduction
Cellular component (GO): cytoskeleton; myosin complex
Molecular function (GO): protein binding; cytoskeletal motor activity; ATP binding
Source: RefSeq, a predicted model, not a curated record
UGUGGCCGGCCGGAGCGCCCGGGGAGGGGGCGCGCUCGCCAGCCCCCCCGGACGCCCUCCCCCAGUUCGGGGCGGGGGGCGGAAGGAAUGUGCCACCAGCUGUUCCCGGCCCGCGAGCGCUCCGUCCAGAAGUGAGAAACUCGGAGGAAGCAGAGACAAAAGGCUGCGGUGGAGACGGAUGAGUUAGGGACUUGGGUCUGGGCGAACAAAAGGGGCAGGACUUGGAGGACGGGGGUCCGGCCAUGGCUGCGGGGCAGCCCCGCGCUCUGGCGUGGCUGGCGGCCGCGCCGUGACACGCACGGUGUGCCCGGACCUGCCGCGGCGCGGGCGAGCGUGGAGUGCCCGCCACGAUGGACAACUUCUUCCCCGAGGGAACACGAGUCUGGCUGAGAGAAAGUGGCCAGCAUUUUCCCAGCACUGUAAAUUCCUGUGCAGAAGGCGUCGUCGUCUUCCGGACAGACUAUGGUCAGGUGUUCACAUACAAGCAGAGCACAAUUACCCGCCAGAAGGUGGUCCCCAUGCACCCCAGGGACGAGGAGGGCGUGGAUGAUAUGGCCUCCCUGACGGAGCUGCACGGAGGCUCCAUCAUGUACAACCUAUUCCAGCGAUACAAGAGGAACCAAAUAUAUACCUACAUUGGCUCCAUCAUCGCCUCCGUGAACCCCUACCAGCCCAUCACCGGCCUGUAUGAAGGCGCCACCAUGGAGCGCUACAGCAGGCACCACCUGGGGGAGCUCCCACCACACAUCUUCGCCAUUGCCAACGAGUGCUACCGCUGCCUGUGGAAGCGCCACGACAACCAGUGUGUCCUCAUCAGUGGUGAAAGUGGGGCUGGCAAAACCGAGAGCACAAAGUUGAUACUCAAGUUCCUGUCGGUCAUCAGCCAGCAGUCUUCAGAGCUGUCCUUGAAGGAGAAGACAUCCAGCGUGGAACAAGCCAUUCUGGAAAGCAGCCCCAUCAUGGAAGCCUUCGGCAACGCGAAGACAGUGUACAACAACAACUCCAGUCGCUUUGGGAAGUUUGUGCAGCUGAACAUCUGUGAGAAGGGCAAUAUUCAGGGCGGGAGAAUUGUAGAUUAUUUAUUAGAAAAAAACCGAGUAGUAAGGCAGAAUCCCGGGGAGAGGAAUUAUCACAUAUUCUAUGCGCUGCUGGCAGGGCUGGAACAUGAAGAGAGAGAAGAAUUUUAUUUAUCUGUGCCUGAGAACUACCACUACUUGAAUCAAUCUGGAUGCAUAGAAGACAAGACAAUCAGUGACCAGGAAUCCUUUAGGGAAGUUAUCACGGCGAUGGCAGUGAUGCAGUUCAGCAAGGAGGAGGUCCGGGAGGUGCUGCGGCUGCUGGCAGGGAUACUGCACCUCGGGAACAUCGAGUUCAUCACUGCGGGCGGCGCGCAGGUCUCCUUCAAAACAGCUUUGGGCAGGUCUGCAGAGUUACUCGGGCUGGACCCAACGCAGCUCACAGAUGCUCUGACCCAGAGAUCCAUGUUCCUCAGGGGAGAGGAGAUCCUCACGCCUCUCAGUGUUCAGCAGGCAGUCGAUAGCAGAGACUCCUUGGCCAUGGCACUUUAUGCGCGCUGCUUCGAGUGGGUGAUCAAGAAGAUCAAUAGCAGGAUCAAAGGCAAAGAUGACUUCAAAUCAAUUGGCAUCCUUGACAUCUUUGGAUUUGAAAACUUUGAGGUUAAUCACUUCGAGCAGUUCAAUAUUAACUAUGCAAAUGAGAAGCUUCAGGAAUAUUUCAACAAGCAUAUCUUUUCUUUAGAACAACUAGAAUAUAGCAGAGAGGGAUUAGUGUGGGAAGAUAUUGACUGGAUAGACAAUGGAGAAUGCCUGGACUUGAUUGAGAAGAAACUUGGCCUCCUAGCUCUUAUCAAUGAAGAAAGCCAUUUUCCUCAAGCCACAGACAGCACCUUAUUGGAGAAGUUACACAAUCAGCAUGCUAAUAACCACUUUUAUGUGAAGCCCAGAGUUGCGGUCAACAAUUUUGGAGUGAAACACUAUGCUGGAGAGGUGCAGUAUGAUGUCCGAGGCAUCUUGGAGAAGAACAGAGAUACCUUUAGAGAUGACCUUCUCAACUUGCUAAGAGAAAGCCGAUUCGACUUCAUCUAUGACCUAUUUGAACACGUUUCAAGCCGCAACAAUCAGGACACCUUGAAAUGUGGAAGCAAACAUCGGCGGCCCACAGUCAGCUCCCAGUUCAAGGACUCACUGCAUUCCUUAAUGGCAACGCUAAGCUCUUCUAAUCCUUUCUUUGUUCGCUGUAUCAAGCCAAACAUGCAGAAGAUGCCAGACCAGUUUGACCAGGCCGUGGUGCUGAACCAGCUGCGUUACUCGGGGAUGCUGGAGACAGUGAGGAUCCGCAAAGCUGGGUAUGCGGUCCGAAGACCCUUCCAGGAUUUUUACAAAAGGUAUAAAGUUCUGAUGCGGAACCUGGCUCUGCCCGAGGAUGUCCGAGGGAAGUGCACAGCUCUCCUGCAGUGCUAUGACGCCUCCAACAGCGAGUGGCAGCUGGGGAAGACCAAGGUGUUCCUUCGAGAAUCCUUGGAGCAGAAACUGGAGAGACAGCGGGAGGAGGAAGUUACUCACGCAGCCGUGGUGAUCCGGGCCCACAUCUUGGGCUACUUGGCACGAAAGCAGUACAGAAAGGUCCUCGACUGCGUCGUGACCAUCCAGAAGAACUGCAGAGCCUGCCUGCUGAGGAGGCGCUUCCUGCACCUGAGGCACGCAGCCAUCGUCUUCCAGAAGCAGUUCCGAGGCCGGAGCGCCCGUCGAGUUUACCGACAGCUGCUGGCCGCCAAGCGGGAGCAAGAAGAAAAGAGGAGGCGGGAGGCAGAGGAGAGAGAAAGAGCACGACGAGAAGCAGAGCUCCGCGCCCAGCAGGAGGAGGAAGCAAGGGAGCAGCAAGAGCUGGCGGCCUUGCAGCAGAGCCAGAAGGAAGCAGAGCUGAGCCAGGAGCUGGAGAAGCAGAAGGAAAACAAGCAGGUGGAGGAGAUCCUGCGCCUGGAGAAGGAGAUCGAGGACCUGCAGCGCAUGAAGGAGCAGCAGGAGCUGUCGCUGACCGAGGCCUCCCUGCAGAAGCUGCAGCAGUUGCGGGACGAGGAGCUCCGGAGGCUGGAGGACGAGGCCUGCCGCGCGGCCCAGGAGUUCCUCGAGUCCCUCAACUUCGACGAGAUCGACGAGUGUGUCCGCAACAUCGAGCGCUCCCUGUCCGUGGGCAGCGAGUUCUCGGGCGAGCUCAGUGAGCUGGCCGAGAGCGCGAGCGGCGAGAAGCCCAGCUUCAACUUCAGCCAGCCCUACCCGGAGGAGGAGGUCGACGAGGGCUUUGAGGCCGACGACGACGCCUUCAAGGACUCCCCUAACCCCAGCGAGCACGGCCACUCUGACCAGCGCACCAGCGGCAUCCGCACCAGCGACGACUCGUCCGAGGAGGACCCCUACAUGAACGACACAGUGGUCCCCACCAGCCCCAGCGCGGACAGCACGGUGCUGCUCGCCCCGUCCGUGCAGGACUCGGUCAGCCUGCACAACUCCUCCAGUGGCGAGUCCACCUACUGCAUGCCCCAGAACGCGGGGGACCUGCCCUCCCCAGACGGCGACUACGACUACGACCAGGACGACUACGAGGACGGCGCCAUCACCUCCGGCAGCAGCGUGACCUUCUCAAACUCCUGCGGCAGCCAGUGGUCCCCAGACUACCGCUGCUCCGUGGGGACCUACAACAGCUCCGGUGCCUACCGGUUCAGCUCUGAGGGGGCGCAGUCCUCGUUUGAAGAUAGCGAGGAGGAUUUCGACUCCAGGUUUGACACGGACGACGAGCUCUCAUACCGGCGGGACUCUGUGUACAGCUGUGUCACCCUACCGUACUUCCACAGCUUUCUCUACAUGAAAGGUGGCUUAAUGAACUCGUGGAAGCGCCGCUGGUGCGUCCUGAAGGAUGAAACGUUCCUGUGGUUCCGCUCCAAGCAGGAGGCCCUCAAGCAAGGCUGGCUUCACAAAAAGGGCGGAGGCUCCUCCACCCUGUCCCGGAGAAACUGGAAGAAGCGUUGGUUUGUCCUCCGCCAGUCCAAGCUGAUGUACUUCGAGAACGACAGCGAGGAGAAGCUCAAGGGAACCGUGGACGUCCGCACGGCCAAGGAGAUCAUAGACAACACCAGCAAGGAGAACGGGAUCGAUAUCAUUAUGGCCGACAGGACCUUCCACCUGAUCGCGGAGUCCCCGGAGGACGCCAGCCAGUGGUUCAGCGUGCUGAGUCAGGUCCACGCGUCCACCGACCAGGAGAUCCGGGAGAUGCACGACGAGCAGGCCAACCCACAGAAUGCCGUGGGCACGCUGGAUGUGGGGCUGAUCGAUUCCGUGUGUGCUUCCGACAGCCCUGAUAGACCCAACUCGUUCGUGAUCAUCACGGCCAACCGGGUGCUGCACUGCAACGCCGACACGCCCGAGGAGAUGCACCACUGGAUCACGCUGCUGCAGAGAUCCAAGGGCGACACCCGCGUGGAGGGCCAGGAGUUCAUAGUGCGAGGGUGGUUGCACAAGGAGGUCAAGAACAGCCCGAAGAUGUGUUCCCUGAAACUGAAGAAGCGGUGGUUCGUCCUCACCCACAACUCGCUGGACUACUACAAGAGCUCGGAAAAGAAUGCCCUGAAGCUGGGCACCCUGGUCCUCACGAGCCUCUGCUCGGUCGUGCCCCCGGACGAGAAGAUAUUCAAAGAGACAGGCUACUGGAACAUCACUGUGUACGGACGCAAGCACUGUUACAGGCUCUACACCAAGCUGCUCAACGAGGCCACCCGGUGGUCCAGCGCCAUUCAGAACGUCACCGACACCAAGGCCCCAAUCGACACCCCCACCCAGCAGCUGAUCCAAGACAUCAAGGAGAACUGCCUGAACUCGGAUGUGGUGGAGCAGAUUUACAAACGCAACCCCAUCCUGCGAUACACCCAUCACCCGCUGCACUCCCCACUGCUGCCCCUUCCCUACGGGGACAUCAACCUCAACCUACUCAAAGACAAAGGCUACACGACCCUUCAGGAUGAAGCCAUCAAGAUAUUCAAUUCCCUGCAGCAACUGGAAUCCAUGUCUGACCCCAUCCCGAUCAUCCAGGGCAUCCUGCAGACAGGGCAUGACCUCCGCCCCCUGCGAGACGAGCUGUACUGCCAGCUCAUCAAACAGACCACCAAGGUGCCCCAUCCCAGCAGCGUGGGCAACCUGUACAGCUGGCAGAUCCUGACCUGCCUGAGCUGCACCUUCCUGCCCAGUCGAGGGAUUCUCAAGUAUCUCAAGUUCCAUCUGAAGAGGAUACGGGAACAGUUUCCAGGAACCGAAAUGGAAAAAUACGCCCUCUUCAUUUACGAAUCCCUUAAGAAAACCAAAUGCAGAGAGUUUGUGCCUUCCCGAGAUGAAAUCGAAGCCCUGAUCCACAGGCAGGAAAUGACGUCCACGGUGUACUGCCAUGGAGGAGGCUCCUGCAAGAUCACCAUCACCUCGCACACCACGGCCGGGGAGGUGGUGGAGAAGCUGAUCCGAGGCCUGGCCAUGGAAGACAGCAGGAACAUGUUUGCCCUGUUUGAGUACAAUGGCCACGUUGACAAAGCCAUUGAAAGCAGAACCAUCGUGGCUGAUGUUUUAGCCAAGUUUGAAAAGCUGGCUGCCACGUCGGAUGCAGGGGAUCUGCCAUGGAAGUUUUACUUCAAACUUUACUGCUUCUUGGACACAGACAACGUGCCAAAAGACAGCGUGGAGUUUGCAUUUAUGUUUGAACAGGCCCAUGAAGCGGUCAUCCAUGGCCACCAUCCAGCCCCCGAAGAAAACCUCCAGGUCCUGGCUGCCCUGCGGCUCCAGUACCUGCAGGGGGAUUAUUCGCUGCAUGCCACCGUCCCACCUCUCGAGGAAGUGUAUUCCCUACAGAGACUCAAGGCCCGCAUCAGCCAGUCCACCAAAAGCUUCACGCCGUGUGAGCGGCUGGAGAAGAGGCGGACGAGCUUCCUGGAGGGGACGCUGCGGCGGAGCUUCCGCACGGGGUCGGUCGUCAAGCAGAAGGCCGAGGAGGAGCAGAUGCUGGACAUGUGGGUGGAAGAGGAAGUCUGCUCCGCCCGCGCCAGCAUCCUCGACAAGUGGAAGAAAUUUCAGGGAAUGAACCAGGAACAGGCCAUGGCCAAGUACAUGGCCCUGAUCAAGGAGUGGCCUGGCUACGGGUCCACGCUGUUCGACGUGGAGUGCAAGGAAGGCGGCUUCCCCCAGGAACUCUGGCUGGGAGUGAGUGCAGACGCCGUCUCUGUCUACAAGCGUGGGGAGGGGAGGCCGCUGGAGGUCUUCCAGUAUGAACACAUCCUCUCCUUUGGAGCACCACUGGCAAAUACCUACAAGAUCGUGGUGGAUGAGAGGGAGCUGCUCUUUGAAACCAGCGAGGUGGUGGACGUGGCCAAGCUCAUGAAAGCGUACAUCAGCAUGAUCGUGAAGAAGCGCUACAGCACCACACGCUCCGUGAGCAGCCAGGGCAGCUCCAGGUGAGGACAGCGCUGAGCCCACCUGUCUGCUACUCGAACGACCGUGCCGCCCUCCGGCCUCCGCUGGCUCCUGCGCGUGCUGAGCCCAGCCCACAGCAGAGCUGCCCGGCCUUUCUGGAAGCCCCUCCGCUGAGGGUCCUGUGGCCCUGCCAGCUGCAGUGAUCAUGUAUUAAGCUGUCCACCUUAACAGUCUGCACAAUUUCCAAAGCUUUACUACUCGUAGACGACACAUGCCUUAAAGAAGAGGAGGGAGUUCUCUUGCUGCGGCCAAAGCAGUCGGAAGUGCCUUAACUUGUGGAACCAACCCUGAUCGACCUUAACUGUGCUACUGAAGGGAAAGGCUCCCCCUCCCGCCUCAGAGAGACAGAGCUGGGGUGGGGGUGGGGGCAUUCAUCCAUCACUUGUGCACUAACCUCCCCGCCCGAUUUCCCUGGCUCUGAGCAAAGGUGAGGGAGUGGGGAGCGGGGCGGAGAGGCAAGGGGACGUGUGUUGUAGCUGGAGUGCUGCUGGCAGCCUUCCUCACGGACUUGUGUUACCUUUGUUCUCUGUCUCAUCUUUUCAGUGCAUGCGCUUGCGUGUGCAUGCAUGUGUUCAUAAACUCAGUCCCUUUAAUCACUGUUUCAUGAGCAUUAAAAGCAAAGGGAAAAAGGACGUGCAAUGGUGUAAACAGUCGGUCUGUAUAUUGUAAUAGUUAAGAGUCUUAGUCUCCAGUUGUUACUUUAUAAGGUGGUUUUAUUAACAACCCAGAAUCCUGGAUUUCCCCUGUCUGUGCUGUAUUCCACAAAACAUGUUUUGAUUCAGUUUUGUUCUACAUGUAGCAAAGUCUGCAGUCUGUGUCUGCUGUAUUACACACAGGUCUGCAGGCUGCAAGAUAACUGUAUUUAUGAACCACUCUUAAACCGCUGACUCCAGUGCUGUUUUUAGAAUGAUAUGAAGUCAUUUAGGACUCCUUCAUUUUUAAAAGAUUUAAGUUAAAAAAGAAAAGUAUUUCUUUAAAGGUUAGCAUAUAUCACUCUGGAUAGAUGACAGCUGUAACCGUGAUGAAUGCAAGGGACACAUGCUGCAUUCCGGAAAGAGGUAACGUGAGCGAAUCUUCAGUGGACCCUGACAUUAAAUGCUGAGGCUUUAAUAAAAUACACACAUAUUUUAUCCCAAGUUUAUACUGGUGAUCUGAAUAAGGCACCUGUAAAUAAAUCAGCAUUUAUGACCAGAAGAAAAAUAAUCUGGUCUUGGACGUUUAUUUUUAUAUGGAAAAGUUAUAAAGACUUGGGCCAACUAAGUCUACCCACCAAGAAAAAAAGAAAUCUGCCUUAUAUCUGUGGACAACUGUGCAUAUUUGUUGUUUGUUGGCUCACAGCAAGUCUGACAAUAAAAGAUAUUAGCUACAUGCUGUGCAUUGCUUCUGUCCGAGGC